Molecule: messenger RNA, 2149 nt
Organism: Chelonus insularis
Lineage: Eukaryota; Metazoa; Arthropoda; Insecta; Hymenoptera; Braconidae
Product: putative zinc metalloproteinase YIL108W
Exons: 3
Coding region: 171-1817 (548 amino acids)
Source: RefSeq, a predicted model, not a curated record
UGUUCAGAAAAAAUUCAGCUUUUGGUAUUUAAUAGUAAAAAUUUUUCAUCCUAUAUUAUUAAAUUGAGAAAGACAAAAUAGAAAAUAUUUUAUAAAAAAACUAUUGUGAAUCAGUAUUGUAAUUGAGUGAAAUUGAAUAAUUAAUAUAUUUUAUUAGCAAUUUUAUAAUUAUGGUGCUAACAGACACAAAAUUAGUAGAUAAUUAUUACAAUAAUGAAUCAAUUACUCAGGACAGUAAUUCAGAAAGUAUUACAAUAAAAAAUAUCGAGGAUGGUGAGAUAAUAACAUAUAGUUUGAUAUUAAUUCGAGGAAAAGUAUCAAUACCAUGUACUUAUAUGAAUGUUCGUGGUACUCAUAAAAAUAUUGUGAAUAAAUGGCCGAUAAUAGCUGGAGAAUUUCGUAUUUUAGUAGAUCUCGUACGAGGAAUAAAUAAAUUAGAGUUAGAAGCUAAUGGAAUAAUCAAACGAUUAAUAUUAAUACAUGAGCCAAGAUCAACAACAUUUCGAGUGGCACCAGUUUAUGUUAUUUGUGCUGGUCAUGAUGGAUAUUUUCAAGGUCCAAUAAACGAAGAUAAAUCACCAGAAAGUGCAGCAACUAGAAUUGGAUUAGGAGCUCGACUAUUGCAAUCGUUAACUGCAGAAAAAUUAAGAGAAGCUGGACAUGGACGGAAAACUUUUCAAUUAGAACGAGAUCUUGAUGGUCCUGAAUGUUUAGUAAUGCAUAGCAUGCUUCAUGUUGAUAGUGCUAGAGCAAUGAACCAACGAGAAUUAUGGGAGUUUGUUGGUCGUGAACUCAUGACAGGCCCUCUUGCUUCGAAAGACCGAAAAUAUUUAGCUUUUCUUUCUUGCACAAAAUAUCGAGGUGCUCCUAGUCCAAGGACUCAUGAAGCAACUUUAGCUAGUACUCAAGGACAUGCUGCUCUUGGGGGUGGUGGUUUAGCUCUUUUCGGUUCAGCAUGCCUUCAUACAUGGCCAACAUCUCUUAAUCAAGUAUUAAAUAAGUUUUUAGAUACAUCAAUAAUUGAUACUGAUCAAUUGAUGGAUGAUAGUAAUUAUCGAGGUACUCAUGGAGGUUGUUUAGCCACAACCCUUGGAUCAGUUCUUCAUGAACUUGGUCAUACAUUUGAUUUAGGCCAUACACGUGAAGGAAUUAUGGGUCGUGGAUUUAACUAUGUCGAUCAUGUUUUUGUUGGUAAAGAAGCUGUUACUAUCAACAAUAAUUCUAACAAUAUAAGACAAGAUCCACAACAUACUACUGUUACUCUUAGCAAACCUUUAAGUGUUACAGUAACUAUUGAUCAUAAUGGAGUAAGUUCUAGAAGAGGACGAUUAAUGUCAGAAACUACUACUAAAAUGAAUGAUAAUUUUAUUGAUAAAAAUCUAGUUGGACGAAUGUCAGCACCUGCAAGUCCUGUAAUACAUAAAUCGUUUUCUCAUAGUUUGACCGUUGAAGUUGAUUCUGAAUCUUUGCUAUGUGAUAAAAUUUUUUGGGGGCCUUCAUGUGCAACAAUUCUCGCCUAUCAUCGAUGGUUUAAUAACACACUUGAUAAUAAUAAUCGUGUACAUCGAAAUACUAAUGAAAUCAAGUAUAAUAUUAAACGAAAUGUUGUAAGAUCAUGUUAUGGAAUACGCAUUAUUGAACUGAGAGAACUAUCUAAUGGAAUGGUUUUGAAUUAUCGGCAAUUUCCUGGACCACGACCUCCAACAGAAGCUCUCGUUCCACUUCCGUCAUCAUUUCAUUGUUAUAUUUCUCUGACAUUGUUUGCUGAGGACUCAGCAGGUAAUAUACUUAAAUCCCCACUUCCAACUGCUUUUUAAAUAUUGCAAUCAAUUUACAAAUUUAUUUACCUCAUCGUAAACUUUACGUAUCGGACAUAAUUAAGCUUGCCUUGAAAUUAAACCUCAGCCUCGCUAUAGCAAUAUAUUGCUUUAAAAUUUUAUAUAGUAAAGGCAAUACUCAAAACCAUCAAUAAUGGAAUUCAUUCUACUUAAAUAGAGUUAAACUUUUUAUUGAUUGUGUUGGUAAGAAAAAUUUAUUUUAUAAAAUAUGUUUUUGUAAGUUUUUUUUAUAGUAUAUUUAUGUAGAAAAAAAUUAAUUCUUAUAUAACGGUGCAAAUAAAUAAGUAUAUGCGACAAUAUAUAUAAUUGGA